GCCGUGUGCGUUGAGCUAAAGGCUAUAAGUGCAUUUACGUACAAAGAUUAGCGAAAUAGUUAGGUUUUCGGAUAGAGGCGCGAGCUUCGAGAAACAUGGACAGGUUUUCUUCAGACGGUCAUGUGAAAGGAGUCAGUCUCGGGACUACAAUAUUAGCGGUGAAGUUCGCUGGAGGAGUUAUUAUUGGCUCAGAUUCGCGAGCAUCGAUGGGUGGGUCUUAUGUUUCAUCAAAGGUUAUUAACAAGCUAGUUCAAGUCCAUGACAAAAUAUUUUGCUGCAUGUCAGGAUCGCUUGCGGACGCUCAAGCCAUCACACGUGCAGCUAAAUUCCAGCUCGCUUUCCACAGUAUUCAGAUGGACGAGCCUCCUCUGGUGAUGGCAGCAGCCUCUAUAAUGCAGGAGCUGUGCUAUCAGCACAAAGAGGAGCUCUCAGCUGGUUUCAUCACUGCAGGCUGGGACAGGAAAAAAGGACCGCAGGUGUACUCUGUGUCUUUGGGGGGGAUGCUUGUGAGUCAGCCCUUCACUAUCGGCGGGUCAGGAAGCACGUAUAUAUACGGUUACGUGGACGCUAAGUACAGGCCAGGAAUGACCAGAGACGAGUGUCAGACCUUUGCUGCCAAUGCGCUGGCUUUGGCUAUGGGAAGAGACAAUGUAAGUGGGGGUGUUGCCCACUUGGCUGUCAUCUCAGAAAGAGGUGUUGAGCAUGUUGUCAUCCCAGGAAACAAGUUACCGAAAUUUCACGAUAAAUAGACUGCCGUUAUCAACAUCAAUGGGGUCCUUUAUGUUUGAUGAAGAUGGUGUUGAACAAGCAAUAAAAGUUCUGAUUACAAACUA
This is a messenger RNA of Puntigrus tetrazona (Sumatra barb), 833 nucleotides long. It is a transcript of the gene psmb12, whose product is annotated as proteasome 20S subunit beta 12. The record is from RefSeq and is a predicted model, not a curated record. The coding region runs from base 96 to 749 and encodes 217 amino acids. Gene Ontology annotation, cellular component: proteasome core complex. Gene Ontology annotation, molecular function: threonine-type endopeptidase activity. Lineage: Eukaryota; Metazoa; Chordata; Actinopteri; Cypriniformes; Cyprinidae. The transcript has 6 exons.